UGCUUGGGAGGAGAAAUGAUUUUGUUAUCUAUACUUGGAAGAUCAGCUCUACCACAGGUAUGCAGACAAGUGAUAUUAAGAACAAGCAAGUGCGUGUAGGUUUGCCUAUCUCAGGACGCUCCACGAUAGUCUGGUGGCUCGUCUUGGUUCGCUGAAGAUUUGCAUCGUCGCUUGGUUCGUUUGACGCAUGCUGAUUUGCUGGAGCUAAUUAAUACCUCAAGUCUUGUAUCGUCUACACACUGCCUAUGGGCCAUGGCUAUUUGUGGACCGGCUUGUCAAUGCCUAGAUGUGGUGUAGUUUGCUGUGGUUAGAAAAGACCAUGUACUACGGUGCACCAGCACCGCUCAGGUUCUACCGUUUGAACGCUGCACUUGGGCUCCAGAUGGUUGUUGCCCCACCUGUAAUUGAAAGGGUGUGUAUUUUUACAGUAACGUAUGAUAUUUUGCCUACUGACCACAAUUGCAAUUUGCAAAAGCGAUCCCUGCCAUCGACCUUUGGGCGUCCAUGCGCGCGCAUGUCCGAGGCGGUUGAGGCUGCAUGUAGGCCCACUAUCUUUUGGGACUCACCUGUCAUAUGCCGUUUUAGGUGAGAGGCAGUGUUGGAUUGGAAAGAUGAAAAAGGACGCCAGAAGCUUAAUAGGUAAGGGAAAGGCCCUCUCUCCUCCGUGCACGCAUUGACGCAUCCAAAUCAAUCUGGCAAUCUCUCACAUCCGCAAUAUGCUACUCGCCCGCUGCUCUCCUCGGUUCUCUCCCUCCACUGCCGUCUGCCAGUUUGCCAUGCCGAUACACACCUCGUUUCCGUCGUCGGGCUGGGAGGGGAGGGCUAAUGACCGGCAGAAGCAGCGAUGCUGGAGGAGGAGCAGGAGGCGGCUCUCGACGAGGAGAACAUCGGUGGAAGCAAGAACGCCGGCGGCGGGAUGCCUUCACGUCGGAGGCGGUGUGAGAGCGCCAGCGACGGAGCACUUCUCAAAAGGGAAAGAUUGUUGCGUCGCCGCCCCAAGAUCUCUCAUCCCCCCGCGUCCAUGUCGCCUCCUCCUCUAGAUCACAAGGACACCUCCACUUCCUGCGCCAUCAUGCCGGACCCUGCUUCUUCCCCGUCUGCCGCGCUAGGGCUGCCGAGGAAGCGCCACAUACGCUGUGCCGCAUGGCCGUGGCCACAGUGGUGGGACAUGGCCAGCCAACAGGAAAGAAGCUCAACCAGGGUCCAGGGGAUUACGAAGUUCAUGCCACUGGUGGUCCCUUCAGGUCAUCUUCCUUUUCACCCUCCCCACCUAGAUUUUGAGAAAGCUUGCUCAUGGUGCAGCUAGUAGGACAAUUGUGCCCAGAUCAAACAUCUCAUUACCCAGGUGUGUGAAUUUAUAUUAUUUUAUCUUUUAUGGUUAAUGUACUAAUUCUGUUCUGUUCUUGAAGGGAUAUUACUUGGAAGAACCUUGUCUUAGGCUGAAAACUUGCCAUUUACCUUUUUUGUGAAUUUUAAUCCCUAUAAAUGUUGUGUAUGUAAUUGAAUACCUUGUAUCAAAUCUGGAAGUGUUUAAGGCCUGAAUUGAGACGAGUAUUUGUGGCUCGCCUUUGAUUGGCCCUUCUGUAUAUUAUACCUUGUAUCAAAUUGAGGAGCAUUGAGUAGAGUUUUUUGUGGAAAAACACUGGCACAGGGUUUGAUAAAACUGUUGCUUCAUGCGUUGUGAUUGGGACGCACAGCUCCAGUUAGGAGGCGCCCCAUGGGGCGCCCCAACUACUAGUGCAUAUUAAUAUUGCAUG
This is a messenger RNA of Lolium perenne, 1757 nucleotides long. Lineage: Eukaryota; Viridiplantae; Streptophyta; Magnoliopsida; Poales; Poaceae. The record is from RefSeq and is a predicted model, not a curated record.